ACUUACUUAAUAGUUCUUCUCAAACGUAUCGCUAAUUUCAAUUAUUGUGCUUCUAUCGUCCGCAAAACGUUCCAACGGUUUUGUCCCUGGGUGCUUUACUUUGAAAAUCCAGCCACCGAGAGCACUAUAUAUCAGUAGGAGGACUGGCUUUACAGCGGUCACACGGCACAUCAGCUGUACAAGCGAGAGGAAUACUGACCCAAUUUACUGUACCGGGGAUAACAACAGCGACGACACAAUACUUCACAGCGACCGACCGAAGUGAAAGCCUGUGCCAUUUUCCGCUACUAAGCCAGUAGAAACGUUGCGUGGGACUUGGUGUAAUUAUAGAGAAAGCUCCACCAACCUGUCUGCCUAGAAACCGAUGCCACUACUGACUGCUGCGACUGAGAGAGAGAGGAAGAGGAGGAACAGCCAAAGACAGACAGAACUUGUCCUCCCUAAGUAAAAGGGGGUUCUUGGUCACAGAGAUCAUUGUUCUGCAGAAGCUUCUCAAGGGAAAAUUAGCCAUUAAAGUCUCUAAUGGCUGAGCUGUCAUCAGCCCAGGUGACUGAGUGCACCUGAGCGUUGCUGCUGCUCUGCAUACGCAAAGUCACCGCCAGCGGCUCUGCAGUUAUUGCACGGGGGGAAAAAAAGGAAAUCCACACUGCUGUGACUUUAGUAAGGAAGGAAAAAACGGGACUGAGUCAAUCAGAUUUUUUUUUGUCUGGAUUAUUUUUACCUGGAGAUAUUUUUCAUAAAGUUUAUUUUGGUGGCUUACCUGGGAGAGAAAAACAAGUGCAGGAGAACAAAUGACUGUUUGUGGAUUUGGGACUGUCUGAGCUGAGCUGCUUAGGCUCAAGCAGCCACAUUCAGGAAUGCAGAUUCCCAUAUGGAAGAAGACCAUAAAGCAUAGUGUUUGAGCAGCUGAGCCUGUGAAGGCCCCAGACGUGGCAAGGCAAUGUUGGAUCUCUUCCUCAGAGUGCUGGUGUUGACCCAUCUUCACCCAUCACCUCACAGCACCUUGCUGCCAACCUAAGUCGUAACUCCCUCUCUCUUCCUGCAAAUCUUACUUCCAUCCCCCUGGCCAGGAGAAAGGUCUUUGGUCUUGAAGGAAAAUGCCCUAUGCACACCACAAGCUGCUCACCCGGAGCUUACCUCACCUCCUCCUCAUACCGCUGACGUACCUCUGGCUCUUGGCUCCUACCACAGGUGUGUCAGCAGAUCUCUGCCGGGUGACCGGCGGGGUGCUGGGGAUCCACUGGAACAGCGUCAUCAGCCUGGGUUGGCACCCUCUGGCAGAAGGGAGAGGUGGGGCAACAUGUUGGGAGUCCUGCUGCUUAAAGCCAAGCUGCAAUGCUGUGUGGAGCCUCGGCGGACGCUGUGUGCUUCUCAGCUGCUCCCAGAAGAGGGGCUGCCACAUCUCCUCCCUGCCCCAGCAGCUGAAGGAGUCCCCCGGCCUCCUUCAGCUGCUCUCCAAGGGUCCCACCACGGCAAGACGUAGAAAAGCACGUCAUGCACAGCAUACAGGAAGCCACAGACCGUACACAGGAUAUCUUACCAGCACGGAAAGUCUCAAACUGGAAUUAGCUCAUCCAACUCCAACUGUACCCAGGGCCGUCACACUUCUUCAGACAGCCCAAAAGAACCUUAGCCAGUUAACCAAUGGGAGUUCAGACACCGCUCCAGCUCCAUCACCACAAAACUCAACGGUGGGCAACACUGUUGAUACUCCUGCGUCUUCCAAUAGCAGUGAUGUCAGCUCACCCGCAGCAACUGAAACUGCCAUCCCAACUCCAACACAGGCUGUGAGGGAGCUGGUGGUGUCAGCAGGACAGAGUGUGGAGGUUACACUUCCCCGCAGCGAGGUUGAACUCAAUGCCUUUGUGGUCCCAACACCCCCACCAGGGAUAAACUAUGCAUUUGACUGGCGUCUUAUAACACAUCCCAAAGAUUACAGUGGGGAGAUGGAAGGAAAGCACAGCAAGACACUUAAACUCAGCAAGCUGACUGUGGGCCUGUAUGAGUUUGAGGUGACAGUGGACGGGGAGGGGGCUCAUGGAGAAGGUUACGUCAAUGUCACAGUCAAACCAGAACCGCGGGUAAACAAGCCUCCUGUUGCUAUAGUUUCCCCAAAGUUCCAGGAGAUCUCCUUGCCAACCAGCUCUACAGUGAUAGAUGGCAGCCGUGAGUCUCCACGUGACACACAGACACACACACAUGCACACACCCAGGUCAUCCAGUUGCCACGCAACUCCAUCACUCUGUAUGGCAACCAAAGCACCGAUGACCAUGAUCCCCUGUCUUAUGAGUGGUCCCUCAGCCCUGAGAGCAAAGACAAAGUGGUGGAGAUGCAGGGCGUACGGACACAGAUCCUGCAGUUGUCGGCAAUGCAGGAGGGAGACUACACCUUCCAGCUGACUGUGACAGACUCAGCUGGACAGCAGGACACUGCCCACGUCACGGUCAUUGUGCAGCCAGAAAACAAUAAACCACCAGUAGCAGAUGCAGGACCAGAAAAAGAGCUUACGCUGCCAGUUGACCGAACCACACUGGACGGUAGUAAGAGCAGCGAUGACCAGAAGAUUGCCACCUACCACUGGAAACAAACCAGCGGUCCUGGUGAUGUGAAGAUUGAAAAUGUAGACAGCGCUGUUGCCACAGUGACAGGCCUGGCAGUCGGCAGGUACGAGUUUACCCUGACAGUAACUGAUGAGAGGAAGCUGCAGAGCACCGACACUGUCACGGUCAUCGUCAGAGAAGAACUGGACCAGCCGCCACUGGCUCAUGUUGUGUCGAGUCCACCCAUCGCUCUGCCCGUCAGGACCGCCACUCUGGAUGGAUCUCACUCAACUGAUGACAAAGGUGGAGUCAGCUAUCUGUGGACCAGGGACGACAGCAGCCCUGCCGCCGGGGAUGUACUGAACAACUCUGACCACCAGGCAGUGCUGUUUCUGGGGAACUUGGUGGAGGGGAAGUACAGCUUCAGCCUGACUGUAACUGACAGUAAAGGACAGACGAGCAGUGACAGGGGAACAGUGGAGGUCAAACCUGACUUAUGGGAGCUCGACCUGGUGGAGCUGGUGUUGGAGGUCUCUGUAUCCCAGGUCUCCCACCGUCAGCGUGACAUGCUGCUGCGCCAGGUCGGGGUUUUACUGGGCGUGCUUGACAGCGACAUCAUUGUGCGGGAGAUUAGCGCGUUUAAUGAGCACAGUACUCGUUUGGUCUUCCUGGUGUCAGGUGGUCCGGGGCGCCCUCCUCUGUCUGGCCACAGUGUUGCACUUGGCCUACGCAACAAACUGCGCAAACAGAAAAAUGACUUUCUCAUCUACAAGGCCCGACGUGUGGAUACAGUUAUCUGCCAGAUAAACUGCUCCAACCACGGCGAGUGUGACUCGUUCACACGGCGAUGCGUCUGUCACCCUUUCUGGAUGGAGAACUUCAUCAGAGCUCAGCUUGGAGACGCAGAGAGCAACUGUGAGUGGAGCAUACUCUAUGUGACCAUUGCAUCCUUUAUGAUUGUGGUUGCUAUAGCAACCGUUGUCUGGGGGAUGGUGUGUUGCUGCAACAGGCGAAAGAGCAAAGUGCGCAGAAGCAAAAGCCGAUAUAAGAUACUUGAAGCUGACGAGCAAGACAGUCUGGAGCUUCAACCACCAAGAACUGCUCGUAUGAAGCCAGUACCCGCUCCCACCUCUUCCGCUCUCAUGCACUCAGACUCUGACCUUGAGAGUGAUGACGGUCAGGGUGGGGUCCCGUGGACGGAGCAGGAGCGUGGGCACCUCCUGCGGCCCCAGAACGGCUCCCUGAGAAACGGCCAGGGGCCAGCCAGGGGCAAGAAGCAAAGAGAAGAGCUGCUAUAGCAGGAGAGGAGGGGGGAGCUUGCUGCUGCCCUCACACACCCCUCCUCUAGCUGUCACACCCCUCUGUUCCUCACUCUUUCUUUCUCUUUUGUUGUUCUUCAACACAAAAACCUCACACCUCUCAUCCAUGAAGACAGACUGUGAUACCUGGAUUUAAUAAGAGGGAGAGAGGAAAAACAUGCUGGAAACAUGUUGUACCACUGUCAUAGAAAAAAUACCACUAUACUGGAGUUUCCCUGAUCCCACACUGAGCCAAUUUGGAGGGAAAAAAAAAUACAAUUUCACUGAGAAUUAUGAGUGAGCACUGUGUUUUGAAUAGUGUAAAAAUAUAACAUAGAUCCCUAUUAUUUACACAGAGACAAAAAGAAUGUACUGUUACCCCUCUUACUAAUGGCACACGUUAGUCAGAGACUGUGGGAGAGAAGACUAACCUGAGUGACACUUGACUUCCUGGAUUUAAAAAAAACUCUGCUUUAAUGACACGAAAACCAGCCACUAGACACGCUCACAUCUUGCCUCUUGUAGACACGCAUGUACGCACACACAGACACUUCAUAUUCACACUGUUCCGGGUCAACCUGAUGCUACCAAACACUGCCAUGUUAAAACCGAUGGUUAUCUCUGCUCUGAGGAUUUUGUUCAUGACUCAUCUGAAGGAAAUACACAACCAAAACAGCUAGCAACAGCUAUGGAUAUUCCUCCAAAACAAAACAAAAAAAAAAACAAAAAAAAAAAAAAAUGUGCAUGAAGAGUCAGAUUGCAGUUCUGAUACAACACGAUACUGGAAUGACCGCCUGCACGUUUGUGUGUUGGGUGUAUGUGUGAAUUUUUCCGGCUGCUGUGCAAAAACAUGUUUUUUCAGAGCAGUUUUUAUGUUUUUAUGUCUGUUAUUAACCCAUGGAAGAGUCCCUGUGUUGUCAGUUAUGGCGGUCAGAGGCAGAAGAGCUUUUAAAAAAGCAGCACGCUUUUAUUCUGAAGAUUUCUCUGUGGACUAAAUCGCUGGAACACAGACACACUGGAGUACACAACAUUAAUUAGUUUGGUCUCAACGGGGAAGAUAAUGAGGAGGAAGAUGAAGUUCACAACACAACAAACGGGAUUGUCAGGACACUGCUUCCUCCUCAAUACACAUUAAUGUAACGACUGCUUGAACCGUGAAGACCACUUAGUUUUUUGUUUGUGUUUUUUUUUCUUUCUUUUUUUUCUUUUUGAUUUUAAUACAAACAACCUUUACGCUGUGUUUAGGUGUCAGUGCACUUUGAUUUCAUUUCUGUCAGCUUCAGUCUCAUUUUGCCUCGUUGGUUGAAAAAGGGCGAUAUGUGAUGGUUAAAGUUAGAAGUUCAGCCAUAAACACAGGACGUUGCUGCAUCCAGUAGAAGUAGAAAAAACUUAAUAUCCUUGACGGUAAAGAUGAAAAGAGAGAGAUAUUUUUAGCAAAAACCUGGAUGCAGCUUAUGUCCAGAGGCACCUCAGUAAUCGCUACAUACCUGUAAAAUUAAUGUAUGGCAAAGUGGGACUUCAGCAGUCCCUAUGCAGUUUCAGCAAACAGUUCUAGUCUGUUUGGCUCCAAAUAGGAUGAGCACAUUUAUCUUUGCUUUCCUUUUUGCAAAUAUUCAGUUAGUUUAACUUGGGGGUCAAAAAAACUAAGCAAAAAAAACACAAGGAAAUCUGUAUCAGUGACUAUGAUCAAGACAAAAAUUCAAAAUUAAAAAAGGCAUCACUAAACUUCAAUUUGUGAUAAAUUUGCGUUGUGUGUCCAGAACGACCUCAAACUGUACUAAAUCCUCAGAGCAAAUUGAUUUCUUCUCAAAAAAUAGGAUAGGGUCAGUGGAUUAAUCUGAGGAAUGUUUGCCCCCUCUGACAGGAGAUUGCCAUAGAUAUACCAGUAACAGGACAUAGUAGGAAGAAUGUAAAAACAAAGAAGAGAAAAAAAAGAAAAAAAAAUUAAUCUGCUGCAUCUGUUUCUUCUGCGCAUCAGUAGUAAUGAGAGGUGGUUCUGGGCUAGACUGUGCUUAGGGAAAACUUUAACCAAACGACUCUUUCCUGUAACAUCUCAAUGUGUUUGAUCGCUUUGCAUGCAGAAUGUGAAACUGAUCUGUAAGUUCACAUUUGAAGGCACUUUUUCUUUAGUUGUUGAAUGUUAAAAGGGUACGCUGCUGAUUCAGUUCAGCUAGUACUGUAUGUGAAAUAAGCAAUCAUUUUAAAAAUACUGCAAAAAAUGUCUGUCUCUUACUGUUAAGUCAUCUUCAUUCUGAUGUCAGUUCUGCUGCACUAGUUUGGUCUCAGAGCACCCAGUGCACAUCAGGCCAGGAUGGAGGUUUUUUGUUUUUGUUUUGUUUUUUGCUUUUCAUUCAGACUUGCUUGCUGAAUUUAUCUGGCCAUUUUUGCCAACCUGUAUGAGGCAAACUAAAACCAAGUGCACCCAAGUGCCAACUCUGUAAAAUGACAUCUACACUUUGAAAUGAUGUCAUAUUCUUUCCAUGUUUCUUUUUUUUGUUUUGUUUGUUUUUAGUUUUUUUUUUU
Xiphias gladius (swordfish) is the source of this 6362-nucleotide messenger RNA. RefSeq names its product KIAA0319-like ortholog. Gene Ontology annotation, cellular component: plasma membrane; cytoplasmic vesicle. The transcript is spliced from 23 exons. Bases 1098 to 3839 code for a protein of 913 amino acids. Lineage: Eukaryota; Metazoa; Chordata; Actinopteri; Istiophoriformes; Xiphiidae. The record is from RefSeq and is a predicted model, not a curated record.